AUGCCUCAUCAAAGUCAGGGAAUACAGGGAUCUGAAAGAGUUAUCCCCACGAAUGAACACUACGCUUAUUCAACCCGACCUCCUAGCCAGGAUGGGCUUUCGGCAGCGUCCUACGGUGUCUUGAAGCCCCGACAAAUCACCAUGGUUGCUAUUGGUGGGGCUAUCAAUACAGGUUUGACGAUCUGCGCAGGGAACGCAUUGUCCAAGGCCGGUCCUGCAUCGAUUUUGAUCUCCUAUACAGGUGUUGGGGUAGUUGUCUACUUGGUUCUCUGCGCUUUAGGGGAGGUGGCCUCGUGGUCUCCCGACCCAUCCAUGACGGACCAUGCUACUAGACUCUGUGAUCCUGCGCUUGGGUUCACUUUGGGAUGGAUAUACUGGUUCAAGUUCAUGGUCGUCAUCCCCAACCAGCUGGCAGCAGGAGAAUUGCUGAUAUCGUACUGGCAAGACAACGAAGCGAAAUACUCGGUUCUUUGGACCACUGCCUUUUUAGGGGUUAUCAUCGCUGCCAAUUCCAUGUGCGGUCGAUAUUUGGGAAAGUACGAAGUCAUUUUGUCUUUUUUCAAGGUCCUGGUGAUGUCAGGGCUUAUGGCUCUAUCUAUCGUCCUUGCACUCGGAGGGGGGCCAGAUCGCGAUAUGAAAGGCUUCCGCUACUGGAGAGACCCCGGAGCCUUUGCGAAUGGUACAGGAGGCGCCGUGGCAGGUACCGUUCGGGCUAUCUGCAGAACAGUCCCUUCCGCUACGCUCGCCUAUCUUGGGAGUGAGUUGAUGGGAAUGACGAUUUUGCGCACACAAAACCCCCGAAAAGCCGCAGGUCGGGCGAUCAAGGUGACUUUCUAUCGCAUCUUGGUUUUCAACAUUGUCAAUAGAACGCUCUUAGGGAUGCUCGUUCCCCACGACACCCACAUGCUGGCAUUUUCCUACAAUGCGCCCCAGCAUCGGACGGCCUCGGCUUUCGUAGCUGUUGCUCAAUCAGCCGGGCCUUCGGUAAUUCCGCACAUCCUGAACGCCUGUCUUUUACUAUUUGUGCUAUCGGCUGCAAACCAGGCUCUUCAAAUGGCAAGCGUCACACUACACGGGCUUUCUUUGGACAAGAACGCCCCUUAUUUCUUGUGCCGUACCAAUAGGCGAGGAACCCCCAUCUAUUCGUUGGGUACAUGCUCUGCUUUGGCGUGUUUGGCGUACUUGAAUAUCUCCAGUGGCUCCAAGAGACUAUUUGAAUACUCGGUCAACCUGGUUUCCAUGUUCAGUAUCCUCACAUGGGCUUCAAUCCUCGUGAUCCAUUUCUCUUUCAUCCGAGCAAGAAAGGCUCAAAAGAUCACUGAUGAGGUCUUGUCCUUCCGAGCGCCCCUUGGGCUGUUCGGGUCGUGGGUUGCACUGGUAGCAUGUGUCUUUGUCACGGUCAUACGUGGGCUCGACUUUGUCGACCCAGAAUUUUACCCCAGAGGAAUAGAUCGCAGCUUGGCAUUUGUGACCUCCUACAUAGGCAUUCCACUCUAUAUCACGCUCGUGAUUGGUUAUAAGAUUGGCACCCAAAGCAAGCAUGUACAACCACAGGAUGUUGAUAUGGGGUCCUUGACACCCAUGCCGGAGCCGCACGUCGCGGAUGGCAAUACCGUGGGACAAGAAGGAUCCGAUUCAAUCCCAUUGAACCGGACGUAA
This is a messenger RNA of Aspergillus welwitschiae, 1659 nucleotides long. RefSeq names its product putative amino acid permease. The transcript is spliced from 5 exons. Gene Ontology annotation, cellular component: membrane. Gene Ontology annotation, biological process: amino acid transmembrane transport. The record is from RefSeq and is a predicted model, not a curated record. The coding region runs from base 1 to 1659 and encodes 552 amino acids. Gene Ontology annotation, molecular function: amino acid transmembrane transporter activity. NCBI's taxonomy places the organism in Eukaryota, Fungi, Ascomycota, Eurotiomycetes, Eurotiales, Aspergillaceae.